AUGGCCUCACAAGAACGGAUUCCACUAUCUUCAGUAUCAACUAGUACUGUGAUGCAAUCAGCUCCCCCUGAUGACGACGUUGAGAUUGCAAUUGACAAUGAUCCAAAUGACCCUUACAACUGGCGAUUCGCACGCAAACUUAGGAUCGGUACCAUCGCCUCGUUCGGGCAGCUCGUCGCCUACAUGUCCGCGAGCAUGAUCGCACCAGCACUGGUCGAUCUCGAACACGAACUCCACGUCGACGAUACUGUUUCACAGCUGAUUAUGUUGAUAACAUUCUUGGGUUUCGGGAUCGGACAGUUCGUCUUCGCUGCACUGGGAGAGAUUUUGGGACGGCGGCCCGCAUGGAUAGCGGGCAAUACAUGGUUUAUCUUUUGGAACACUAUUGCCCCGGUGGGAAACUCGACACAGUUGUUGGUGGUUGCUCGAUUGAUGGCCGGUAUAGGUGCCAGCGUCAACAUAUUACUCGCCGUACCUAUAAUGCAGGAUCUUUUUGACGAAGAUGAUCGCGGCGAGUCCUUAGCCGUCGUAUCGUCUUUGACGUAUUUUGGCCCAGCAUUAGGACCUAUUCUAGGAGGGCUCGUCUUGCAGAAACUUCGCUGGCGUUGGAUAUUCUGGACCUUGAGUAUCGGUAACACUGCCGUCGUUGUCAUGGGAUAUUUCUUGCUCGAAGAAACCUACGCCCCCUCUCUUCUCAGUCAGAAACGCGCAGCAAAAGCUGCCCAUGCAUCGACGUCGCCACUAUGGAAGCUCUGGCAAUCCAUGAGAGCCGCACAGCAAGAGACCGAUCUUGGCGAACAUUUCUUCCGCCCCUUCCGGCUCUUUGUGACUCGACCUAUCGUCUACCUCAUCACCGGAGUUCUCGCACUUGAUAUGGCCGCAUACUGCAUCAUGCUGUCUUCCAUCUCGAAACUCUAUACCGAGAAAUAUCAUACCUCCAAGUUCACCAGCAGCUUGCAUUACAUUGCUGUCGCCAUUGGUGCAACCAUCAACGGACAGAUCGGGAGCAAGAUCCUGGACCGCAUCUUCGCCAUGCUCAAGCGCCGCAACACGGGCGUCGGCCAGCCUGAGUUCCGCGUCCCAUAUCUCGUCUCGGGCCUUCUCCUCAUGCCCGUCGGCCUCCUUUGGUACGGCUGGUCCGCGCAGCACGGCCUUUCAUGGGUCAUGGUCGACUUUGGCAUAGGCCUGUUCACGCUCGGCAGCUUCACGACCGCGCAAGCGGUGAACUCGUAUCAGGUGGAUGAGUUCAAGGAACUCAGCGCGAGCGCGCUGGCGGCGACGUUAUUGUUGCAAAAUAUUCUGGGGUUCCUGGUGCCGAUUUGGGCUCCAAAGAUGUAUGAGGCGUUCGGGUAUGGGUGGGUGAAUAGCCUCGUGGCGCUGGUCAUGCUUCUUGUGGGGUUGCCGAUGGCGGCGGUGCUGUGGUUCUGGGGGGCUAGAAUUAGGGCCAUGGGGCGGAAGGAUGAGUAGUUCGAGUAGUGAUGGGUGGGAUUUUGGAGCGUGGUGUUCUUGGGUUGGGUGCUAAUGAGAGCUUGAUGUUUCUCUGUUGAUGUG
Molecule: messenger RNA, 1551 nt
Organism: Paraphaeosphaeria sporulosa
Lineage: Eukaryota; Fungi; Ascomycota; Dothideomycetes; Pleosporales; Didymosphaeriaceae
Product: MFS general substrate transporter
Exons: 3
Coding region: 1-1467 (488 amino acids)
Biological process (GO): transmembrane transport
Molecular function (GO): transmembrane transporter activity
Source: RefSeq, a predicted model, not a curated record